UAAUUUUCAAAAUACUAAGAUCACUCAUCAACAAUGAAGAAAAUCUCCGUCCUCCUCAACUUUUGCUUCUAUAAAUUGUGGCUCCUUACAUGAGUUGCUUCCAUAUAUAAUCUCAUUUUCCAACUUUUUCUUCAAAUUUCUUUAGUGGGUGUGUGUUCUUGAUCAUGGGUGAGGCUGUUGAGAUCAUCUACACUACUAAUGGUUUCUCUAAACUUUGCACUCAGAAUCAUGAUCAAUCUUCUUGGUAUGAAGAAACCAUUGAUGAUGAUCUCAGAUGGUCUUUUGCUUUGAACAGAGUGCUACACAAGGGAACUAGCCAGUUUCAAGACAUUGCUCUAUUGGACACUAAGCGCUUUGGCAAGGUGUUGGUGAUUGAUGGGAAGAUGCAGAGUGCAGAAGUGGACGAAUUCAUUUAUCAUGAAUGCUUAAUCCAUCCUGCUCUCCUCUGCCACCCUAUCCCUCGAAAUGUGUUCAUAAUGGGAGGAGGGGAAGGGUCAGCUGCAAGAGAAGCCCUCAAGCACAAGUUAGUAGAGAAAGUGGUGAUGUGUGAUAUUGAUCAGGAAGUGGUGAAUUUCUGCCGCACAUAUCUGACGGCAAAUCAAGAUGCAUUUCGUAACAAGAAGCUUGAUCUAGUCAUUAAUGAUGCCAAGGCCGAAUUGGAGAAGAGGAUAGACAAAUUUGAUAUAAUAGUUGGAGACUUGGCUGACCCAGUUGAAGGAGGCCCUUGUUACCAGCUCUAUACUAAAUCUUUCUAUGAGAAAAUUCUCAAGCCUAAGCUCAACAACAAUGGCAUUUUUGUUACCCAGGCUGGACCAGCAGGCAUUUUCACUCAUAAGGAGGUCUUCUCCUCUAUUUACAACACAGUUAAACAGGUCUUCCAAUAUGUUGUAGCAUACAGUGCUCAUGUGCCUUCUUUUGCUGAUACGUGGGGAUGGGUAAUGGCCUCAGACCAGCCCUUCUCUAUAGAUGCUGUGGAAAUAGACAGGAGGAUUGAAGAAAGAAUCGAGGGUGAAUUGCUUUAUCUAAAUGGUGCUGCAUUUCUCUCCUCUGCAACCUUGAACAAGACUGUUUCUCUAUCGCUGUUGAAUGAGACGCAUGUCUACACUGAGGAUGAUGCAAGAUUUAUACCGGGGCAUGGACUUGCUUGCAGAAAUUGAGGCUUCAAACACAAUGGUGGGGGGGAAAUGCUGUAUAAAGACUAUAUGUAUUUACAUAUUUCAAAAUGGAAAUCAAACGAUUGUUAAAGUGUAUGCUUUUAGAUUAUACAUGGGGUAGGUUCAUUGGGUUGUUCAUAAGAUUGAAUAUCUCAAAACCAUGUGAAAGAUUUGUCUGAAAUUUAAUCAUUUACGAGGCAUUCCUCCAUUCA
Manihot esculenta (cassava) is the source of this 1366-nucleotide messenger RNA. RefSeq names its product thermospermine synthase ACAULIS5. Gene Ontology annotation, molecular function: thermospermine synthase activity. Bases 165 to 1157 code for a protein of 330 amino acids. The transcript is spliced from 10 exons. The record is from RefSeq and is a predicted model, not a curated record. Gene Ontology annotation, biological process: polyamine biosynthetic process. NCBI's taxonomy places the organism in Eukaryota, Viridiplantae, Streptophyta, Magnoliopsida, Malpighiales, Euphorbiaceae.